AUGCGAAUAAUCUACCCCACAUUAAGCUAUGACGCUGCUCUGGACCAAGCUAAAUGUUCGACAUUACGCGCAAGACGUGAUGGUUUGUGUAUAAAAACGUUUGACAAAAUCAGACAGCCUGAUUCACGCCUUAAUCAUUUAAUACCACCUUCUCGGGCCAAUGGACACAAUCGUAAUUUAAGGUACGGAAAUAGAUUAACACUGUUUCCUUGUAAGACGGAGCGCUUUAAGAAAAGCUUUUUUCCUACUAUGUGUAUUCAAUCACAUAAUUUAUAAAUUUUGUAAAUUUUGUAAAUGUAAAAGUUCUUUCGAUAUUAAUUCAUAGAUCAGUAAACUAUUGUUGUAAUAUAAUGCCAGUAACACAAGGUACUUUUUAAUACUUUUAACUAAAGUUUGUAAAUAAUUUCGCAAUUCGCUUUCAUCGAGCGCGACGAUUUUUAUAAUAAACCAUUAAUAAUAAUAUAUAUAUAUAUAUAUAUAUAUAUAUAUAUAUAUAUAUAUAUAUAUAUAUAUAUAUAUAUAUAUAUAUAUAUAUAUAUAUAUAUAUAUAUAUAUAUAUAUAUAUACGUGCAUUGCAUUCAGUAUUGUUUAACUUAAAUUUUGAUAUACGCCCUGUGCAAUUUCGUGCAAUAUUUUUUCCUGAAAAUGUUGGCGAAGGGAGGGGGGAGGGGGGGGUGUUAAGUCAGUUUUCCGAAAAUUUAAGCGCCCUGUACAACCAUGGCAAUAAAAGCCCUCUGUAGAACCUUUGCGUUGCCUGCGCGAAAAAAAUCACCCGUGGAACUUACAAUCGUGGCCAGUAGUUUGCAGAACGCGCGGCAAUAAUAUAAUUGUGUGCGCAAGUACUUCAUCUUGUCCCCAUAUUCCGUGUAAAAAUUCCCCCCUCCCCUCUUCACCUUAAUUCAUUUCAAUGAUGACGUGACUGUGAAUGCGUUAUCAUCGUGUCAUGUCCAGUUCAAAUAAAAUAGUAAAAAAUUCAACAUUCAUGAGGCGAUAAGGGGAUUUUUUGGUUCAGAGAUAAAAACUCUGAAAUUGAAUGCAUCCGUCGUUUCACAACAAUUGGUCAUGACUGUACGCUUUACCUAAACUGCAAUAUCGAAAAGAGUAGAACAUGGAAUGUCGUACCAUCGUGCCGGGACAUUAACACAAUAUUUAAAUUAUUUACCUUCUAUGGACUGUGGGGGUUAUUUUGUGAAUGCAACACAUUUUAUCGUUUUAGAUGGGUGAACAUAGUUUUGGAUCGUAUACUUUUCAGGAUUAAUGGAUUCAACAAAUCUAUGUUAGAAGAUCGUGACAGCCUUAUCCAGCGAAUGAAUGCACUUCAUAGGAAGAUAUUGAUGCUUCAGGAAGCACGUCAACAGGAAAUAGAUGAACUGAAAAGAAAGUUUGUGGAUGAAACGGAAAAUAUUGUCGAUGCGCUUGUUGAUUACCUUCGAUCCUCGGAAUUCGAAAGAAAAUUUACAACAUGGGAAAGUGACGAAAUCCCGGCCGCUGAAGAGUUGUGGAAACUGACGAAGACUAAAAUUCAAAAAGCAUUGGAGGAUAGAUUUGAGAAAUUUUUGACAAAAUGGGAAGAGAGGAAUGGUGUCCACGCCAAAGUACACGACGAACUUGUCCAAUGUUUUCAAUCAAGGUCUGAAUUUUAACUUGCAUCACAUUGCAAUGUAUUGUAUCGGUAGUAGUAUUGGCAUUUUCACUGUACUGUACUGUACUGUACUGUACUGUACUGUACUGUACUGUACUGUACUGUACUGUACUGUACUGUACUGUACUGUACUGUACUGUACUGUACUGUACUGCACUGUACUGUACUGUACUGGAUUGUGUUGCGUUCUGUUUUAUUGUAUUGUGUUGUGUUGUGUUGCGUUGCGUUGCGUUGCGCUGCGUCGCGCUGCGCUGCACUGCACUGCACUGCACUGCACUGCACUGCACUGCACUGCACUGCACUGCACUGUGCUGUGCGGAGAUAAAUUGUAUUGUACCGUAUCGUAUUGCACUUUGGAAAGUUUACUGUAGGUAAUUAAUGAAUUACUGAAUUUUUACCUUAAUUAACAUAAGAAAGCUAUUGUAUUUCAUUAUAUAACUUGAAAAUGAUAUUAAAGCCAUUUUUAUUAUUUUUAAGAUUCCGUCUCGCUGAAGCUGAGAUAAAAGAAAUAGAAGACAUAAUUCACACCCAACAUUCCCAAUGUAGUUCUGAAUCUACUGAGAAAGUUAAAAAAGUACUUCGAUUUAAUAUCCGCACAAAGGUUAUAAUUGGAGUUACAAGUCCCCUAUGGGUCACAGUUGGUGUUGCGAGUUUGAUUAUAGCACUUCCGGCGCUUGCUAUCAGAAAGGGUCGACGCAGUAUUGAAGAAAGAAUGCAGAUUGAUGAGUAUCGAAAAGAUCGAGAAGGAUUUUUAACAAAAAAAUCCAAGACGUUUUUAGCUUAUGUAACUAAAGAAAAAGUACGCGAGUUUGUUAAGGAACAGAUGCAUCUAGCAGAUGCAAUGUUGCAAGAAUAUGUGUCCAGAAUUCCGAGAAUCCUCGAAGCGAACAGAAGAAUGGCUUCGGAAUUGAUGCAUGAGACGCGAUCUAAAGAUGAGGUAUGGCGAUCCAACUUACCCGUAUUCAACAAAUGUAUGGAAUUGAAAAAAAUGCUGUCUAAAUUUGGUAUCCAAAUCUGGUCUGAAACGAUCAGUUCUAGCCAGCUCAAUUGGAGUGAGGAUCCUUUAAUUGGAGAAGGUGAAUUUGCUUCAGUUUAUUCGGGUGUCUUAAGCAGUGGCGACGCAGAAAAUUUCGAAGACAGCCGCCCUGUAGUAAACGUGGCUGUUAAGGUUUUUAAACAACCUUUUGACAGUGGAAAUGCCAAAUUAUUUCUGAAAAACGAAGCCAAAUUAAGGUAAGUUAUACUGGAAUCAUAGGCGUACGAGUCAGGGAGCAGAGUGGGCAACUGCCCCCCCCCCCCAAAAAAAACCCAACAACUUUAGAGAACCAUGGAAAUUCGGGCAAAUGCUAAAAAUAAUCAAGACUAUUCUGGCAGAUUUAUUUAAAUUCAGGUUAUUUCAUUACAAUCCUUCUCAACUGCCCCCCCCCGGAAGGAUUAGCCUCGUACGCACAUGGCUAGAAUGAUGAUAUAACGUUAACUACGUCCCUUUAUCUGUAGGUGUUUAGUUUUACAGCGACCUCGUCAAACAUUCUGGGGUCGGUUGUAUAAAACUCUUAACUACCUUUUUACAAUUAUUUUGAAGUUAAAAAAAAGGUAGCCCUAAAAUAUGCGAUUUUGAUUGGUCAACUUUCGCACUAACUGUAGUUAACUUUAACUAGCUUUUUAUACGACUGGCCCAAGGAGUAAUUACAUACAGUUGAUUUCACAUAACUUUCCAUAAAUAUUGCGUACUUGGUUCCGAACUUGUGAAGUAUUAGUACCAUAAACGUUUCGCCUAUAUAUGUAGAGAUGUUCUUUUUUGACAUUUAUACAAUUAUAUCAUAUGUUUUAAGAAACUAUUUCGCCUAUUUUAAAAAUAAAUUAUCUUACUACUCGGAGUUGAUUGUUGUACAUCACUUAAAAAAACACGGUUUGUUUUGACCACGCCCUAACCACGCGCUAGCCACGCCUUUUUGUCGGCAAAAUGUUGUCUUGCACCCCCCCAAAAGGAUAGCCUUCGCUCCGCCCCUGGUGAAGUUCAAAAGUUCAUACUGAAAUUUACAAGCCGGUUUGUAAACAAUGCAUUUGAUUGGCUUAUAUUUGUUCCGGGACCAAUCAGAGGCUUUAUUUUUUGUUUGCAAACCGGCUUGUGAAUUUCAGCAUGAACUUUUGAACUUCACAACGAAGUUCGGAACGAAGUACACAAUAGUUAGGGAAAAGUUAUGUGAAAUCAACUGUAAAAUAAUUAUGACCGUUCGACAGUGACAUUGUUUCUCUUUAUAUAUUGCCGUUCAGGAAGUUGCAGCACCGAAAUGUGUGCAAGUUUUUUGGUGCGACCAUUAAGAAAGAUCAUACAUCACCAGAAAUGAGCAGAAUCGUACUGGUCAUGGCAAUUUAUCAUCAAAAUCUCCGCAGUGUCAUUUUUCACGACGAUUUCAUACAUCCUGCCUAUGCCGUUGCCACGUCUGCGAUUGUAAAAUUUCUGGAAUGGGCUUCGCAAAUUGCAGACGCCUUGUCAUACAUACAUGGUUUGAAAUUGAUUCACAAACAUCUAAAAUUGGAAAACAUACUGGUUAGUAUUUACUGUAUCAACAAUUAA
Molecule: messenger RNA, 4220 nt
Organism: Paramuricea clavata
Lineage: Eukaryota; Metazoa; Cnidaria; Anthozoa; Malacalcyonacea; Plexauridae
Source: the annotation of a GenBank genome assembly